AUGUCUUCCUUUUUUCAGGCUUAUGGCUUGGUUCAAAAUUUAAAUGGAAAACUUUGUUUGGAUACUUUACAAAGAUUAGAAAAUAAAGGGAUUGUUAAUUUGGGUGUGUGGGAAUGCCAAAUUGAGGGAAGUUCUUCACAGGUAGAAUUGUUAUUUUUAAAUAGGGAAGGAGCUAUUGAGGGAAAUUGUUUGAAAGGGAAUUGCUUUCCAAAUACUUUUUUGGUGUCGGAAAUUGGAACUAGCCCAAUCUGUCUAAAUUUUGAAAUUAAAAAAAUUUUCAAGGGAAAAGUGGGAAAAGAUCAAUGUUUGUUUUUGUGUGGGGGGCGUGUUACAGGGAUAUCCAGCUGAACUAAAAAUAAUUUUAAAAUCAAAAAUCG
Molecule: messenger RNA, 377 nt
Organism: Meloidogyne enterolobii
Lineage: Eukaryota; Metazoa; Nematoda; Chromadorea; Rhabditida; Meloidogynidae
Source: the annotation of a GenBank genome assembly